This is a messenger RNA of Biomphalaria glabrata, 1608 nucleotides long. RefSeq lists its product as uncharacterized. The transcript is spliced from 3 exons. Lineage: Eukaryota; Metazoa; Mollusca; Gastropoda; Planorbidae. The record is from RefSeq and is a predicted model, not a curated record. The coding region runs from base 1 to 1608 and encodes 535 amino acids.
AUGAACAUUGAAACCAGCAGCGGAGCAGCAAUGAUGGAGAGACGUGUCAAUGGAAGACAUUUAGAGCAAGGGAAUUGUUCAUGUAGGAAACCAAGUGUACAUUUGGGCUGGCCAGCAGUCACAUCUAACGCCUGGUCAGCAAUCACAUCUAACGCCUGGUCAACAGUCACAUCUCACGCCUGGCCAGCAGUCACAUCUAACGCCUGGCCAGCAGUCACAUCUAACGCCUGGUCAACAGUCACAUCUAACGCCUGGCCAGCAGUCACAUCUAACGCCUGGCCAGCAGUCACAUCUAACGCCUGGUCAACAGUCACAUCUAACGCCUGGUCAACAGUCACAUCUCACGCCUGGCCAGCAGUCACAUCUAACGCCUGGUCAACAGUCACAUCUAACGCCUGGCCAGCAGUCACAUCUAACGCCUGGUCAACAGUCACAUCUAACGCCUGGUCAACAGUCACAUCUAACGCCUGGUCAGCAGUCACAUCUAACGCCUGGUCAGCAGUCACAUCUAACGCCUGGUCAGCAGUCACAUCUAACGCCUGGUCAGCAGUCACAUCUAACGCCUGGUCAGCAGUCACAUCUCACGCCUGGUCAGCAGUCACAUCUCACGCCUGGUCAACAGUCACAUCUAACGCCUGGCCAGCAGUCACAUCUAACGCCUGGUCAACAGUCACAUCUAACGCCUGGUCAACAGUCACAUCUAACGCCUGGUCAGCAGUCACAUCUAACGCCUGGUCAGCAGUCACAUCUAACGCCUGGUCAGCAGUCACAUCUAACGCCUGGUCAGCAGUCACAUCUAACGCCUGGUCAGCAGUCACAUCUCACGCCUGGUCAGCAGUCACAUCUCACGCCUGGUCAACAGUCACAUCUCACGCCUGGCCAGCAGUCACAUCUAACGCCUGGUCAGCAGUCACAUCUAACGCCUGGCCAGCAGUCACAUCUAACGCCUGGUCAGCAGUCACAUCUAACGCCUGGUCAGCAGUCACAUCUAACGCCUGGUCAGCAGUCACAUCUAACGCCUGGUCAGCAGUCACAUCUAACGCCUGGUCAACAGUCACAUCUAACGCCUGGUCAGUAGUCACAUCUAACGCCUGGUCAACAGUCACAUCUAACGCCUGGUCAACAGUCACAUCUAACGCCUGGCCAGCAGUCACAUCUAACGCCUGGUCAACAGUCACAUCUAACGCCUGGUCAGCAGUCACAUCUAACGCCUGGCCAGCAGUCACAUCUAACGCCUGGUCAGCAGUCACAUCUAACGCCUGGUCAGCAGUCACAUCUAACGCCUGGUCAACAGUCACAUCUAACGCCUGGUCAACAGUCACAUCUAACGCCUGGUCAGUAGUCACAUCUAACGCCUGGUCAACAGUCACAUCUAACGCCUGGCCAGCAGUCACAUCUAACGCCUGGCCAGCAGUCACAUCUAACGCCUGGUCAGCAGUCACAUCUAACGCCUGGUCAGCAGUCACAUCUAACGCCUGGUCAGCAGUCACAUCUAACGCCUGGUCAGCAGUCACAUCUAACGCCUGGUCAGCAGUCACAUCUAACGCCUGGUCAGCAGUCACAUCUCACGCCUGGUCAACAGUCACAUCUAACGCCUGGUCAACGUAA